Messenger RNA from Sphenostylis stenocarpa, 6678 nucleotides. The record is from the annotation of a GenBank genome assembly. NCBI's taxonomy places the organism in Eukaryota, Viridiplantae, Streptophyta, Magnoliopsida, Fabales, Fabaceae.
AUGGGUCGACCCGAGCCAUGCGUUCUCUUCUCCCAAACCUUCGUUCAUCCCCAUCUCGACGAGUACGUCGACGAGGUGAUUUUCUCAGAGCCUAUUGUUAUCACCGCGUGUGAGUUUUUGGAACAGAGUGCGUCAUCAGUUGCUCAAGCAGUGUCACUUGUUGGGGCGACUUCACCUCCAUCAUUUGCAAUAGAGGUUUUUGUUCAUUGUGAAGGAGAGACGAGGUUUAGAAGACUUUGUCAGCCCUUUCUCUAUUCACAAUCUUCAUCAAAUGUACUAGAAGUAGAGGCUGUUGUUACUAGUCAUUUAGUUGUAAGGGGCAGCUAUCGAAGUCUGAGUUUGGUUAUAUAUGGCAACACAGCAGAGGAUCUGGGUCAGUUUAACAUUGAUAUUGAUGACAAUGCGUUGACUGAUCUUGUUGAUUCUACUGAGGGGAAGCUUGAAGACCUGCCACCUGCAUUACGUUCUACUAAUUUCACAAUUUAUGAUUCACGAUCUUCUCUGAGUGUGUUGUCUAUUCCAGUUCCUGCAACAUAUAUUUCUCUUGAAGUCAAUCUUUUUCUACAGUUGAUGCUAAAAAUUUUGGAGUUUUCAGAGCUUGGGGAUGCUGGACAUAAAAUUGUAAAUACUGUAGUGUCUGCAAUUUCUUCUUACAUUUCUAGUGACAUAUGUGAAUCAAUCAGUGGGAGAUAUCAGAUGUCGAAGAGAUCUGAGAAUUUGGAAGAGUUGCAGAGUGCUGUUAAUGAGGCAAGAAAAGAGCUUCUUGAGGUUUAUAAGGUCCUUCAUAAAAAAAAUAGGAUUGAAUCUUCUGAGUGUUCAUCAGAAGGAAAUUAUCUUGAAAUGAAUGCUGAAAUGUUGGAUUCUGAAACGUUGGUGGAUAUGUUUAACCAGUACUUUCAUCUCCCAAGACACUCUUCAUGUAUAGGAGAUCACUGCCUUUCUCAGAUGGAGCAUGUCCUGUUAGGUUUGAGCAUGGCUUAUUUGCUAUGUUCUGGUAGAGAGAGUGGCUUUCAGUUUGUUAGUAAUGGGGGAAUGGAGCAGCUUGCAGUGUUUUUUUCCAAGGAUGGGCAAAACUCUACUACUAUUAUGCUACUGCUUCUUGGUGUUAUAGAGCGGGCUACUAGGUAUUCAGUUGGAUGUGAAGCUUUUUUAGGUUGGUGGCCUCGGGAUGAUAAAAGUAUUCCCUCAGGUAUCAGUGAAGGUUACAGCCAUUUGGUGAAGUUGAUAUUGUCAAAACCUCGUCACGAUAUUGCUUCUCUUGCAACCUAUUUGCUUCAUCGCCUACGAUUUUAUGAAAUUGCUUCAAGAUAUGAGUCAGCAGUUCUUUCUGUGCUAGAAAACAUCAGUACUGUUGGCAGGGUUACAGAUGUCACACUGAGUAUGCUCAGCUCAGCUGAAAUUUUGCUCAGAAAGCUCCUGAAAUUGAUAAAUUCACGUGGUCCAAUUGAAGAUCCUUCUCCCAUAGCUUGUGCAAGCAGAUCAUUGAUUAUUGGUCAAACAGAUGGAUUGUUGUCAUAUAAAACAACUUCCAGCUUGAUUAGCUCUUCAAGUUGUUGCUUUUCGGAUUGUGAUAUUGAUUCACAUUUAUUGGGGCUUUUGAAGGAAAGGGGUUUUCUUUCAUUAUCAACUGCGUUGUUAUCAUCAUCUAUACUGCGUGUGGAGAGGGGCCAGGUCAUGGAAAUAUUCAUGGAUGUCACAUCAUCUAUUGAGGCUGUGAUUCUAUCAUUUCUUUUUAGUCGUUCAGGCUUGAUAUUUCUCUUGCAGGAUCCUGAACUCUCUAGUACAUUAAUCCAAGCUCUUAGGGGUGGUCAUCGAGGCAACAAGGAAAAUUGUAUUCCUCUUCGAUAUGCUUCCAUUUUGAUUUCAAAGGGUUUCUUUUGUAGUCCACUGGAGAUAGGAAUGAUAAUUGAGAUGCAUUUAAAAAUGGCUAGUGCCACUGACAGUUUACUUUCGGUGAAUCCGCAAUCGGAAGAGUUCUUAUGGGUUGUCUGGGAACUCUCUACGCUUUCACGAACUGAUUGUGGGCGCCAGGCAUUGUUAGCUUUGGGAAAUUUUCCUGAGGCUGUUACCAUCUUAAUUGAAGCACUAAGUUCCAUCAAGGAAUCUGAAUCUGUUGGGAAAAACAGUGGAUCUUCAGCAGUAAAUCUUACAAUAUUUCACUCAGCUGCUGAGAUCAUUGAAGCCAUUGUUACAGAUUCCACAUCUUCAUCUUUGGGUUCAUGGAUUGGACAUGCCUUGGAACUUCAUAGGGCUUUGCAUUUCUCGUCUCCGGGGUCCAACCGCAAAGAUGCUCCAUCACGGUUGUUGGAAUGGAUAGAUGCUGGCGUAGUAUACCACAAACAUGGGGGAAUUGGUCUCCUUCGUUAUGCUGCUGUUUUGGCUUCUGGAGGAGAUGCACAGUUAACAUCAACUAGCAUCCUAGUUUCAGAUCUCACAGAUGUUGAAAAUGUUGUUGGAGAGUCUUCUAGUGGCUCUGAUAUUAAUGUUAUGGAGAAUCUUGGAAAGUUUAUAUCUGAAAAGUCUUUUGAUGGUGUCAUUCUUCGUGAUUCUUCUCUGGCACAGCUGACAACAGCAUUAAGGAUUUUAUCUUUUAUUUCUGAGAAUCCAACUGUUGCUGCGACUCUCUAUGAUGAAGGUGCUGUAAUAGUUAUUUAUGCCAUUUUGGUCAACUGCAGAUUCAUGCUUGAGAGGUCCUCUAACAAUUAUGACUACCUUGUAGAUGAGGGUACAGAAUGCAAUACUACUUCAGAUUUACUACUGGAACGUAAUCGUGAGCUGAACAUAGUUGAUCUUUUGGUUCCUUCGCUGGUGCUACUUAUUACAUUGCUACAAAAAUUACAGGACAUCUUAGCUCUUUUCUCAUGCCUCGGCCUUGACAUAUAUGUGUGGGCCAAUGUUCAGAUUGGGUCCAGUAGAUCGACAUUGGUUCUUAAAUUAGCGACAUCACUGGAAUUCGAUUUCAGGCAUCUUGCUCCAGUCUAUAUUGAAUUCUGUCUUGAAGAAUGGGUGAUUAAAAGCAGAAUGCUACCUCCUCACUAUGACACUGGCCCCAAGCUAGCUGCAUGCGCAGCUGACUUAUCAUCUCCAUAUCCUGAUUAUGCUAUUGGUUAUGGAGCUGUCUGUCAUCUUAUUGCAUCAGCACUUGCUUUCUGGCCAGUGCAUGGAUGGACUCCAGGUCUUUUUAACACCCUUCUUGCCAGCGUUCAGAGUUCUUCACUGUUGACUCUAGGUCCAAAAGAAACUUGCAGUUUACUCUAUCUUUUGAGUGAUUUAUUUCCUGAGGAAGAUAUAUGGCUUUGGACUAGUGGAAUGCCCUUGUUAACUGCGCGAAGAAUGUUGGCUAUUGGAACCAUAUUAGGGCCUCAGAAGGAGAGACAUGUUAACUGGUAUUUGGAAUCUGGACACCUAGAGAAACUGGUUGGCCAACUCGCACCACAUCUUGACAAAAUUGCUGAGAUUAUACAACAUUAUGCAAUUUCUGCACUAGGGGUCAUUCAAGAUCUGCUGCGUGUUUUUGUAAUUCGAAUCUCUUGCCAAAAUCCGAAAUAUGCAUCCAUGCUUAUAAAACCAGUAUUGUCGUCAAUUAUUCAUCAUGUUUCAGAAUCAUCAUUGCCAUCAGAUACUGAUGCAUACAAGGUUUGGAGGCUUCUUGAUUUUCUUGUAAGCCUGUUGGAGCAUCCACUUGGAAAGGUCCUAUUGUUGAGGGAAGGUUCUCUUCAAAUGCUAACAAAACUACUGGAUAGAUGUUUUGUUAUUAUUGAUGUUAAUGGAAAGCAGACUCCUGAUAAAAGUUCUGCAAAAUGCACCUUUAAUAUUUUUAGUUGGUGUCUCCCAAUAUUCAAGUUUAUCACACUCCUUUUUCAUUCUGAAACUUCUCAGUAUUACCCCAGAAGACAUGACUUUAAAAAUUUUGAAAAAUUGAGUAAUGAAGAUUGUGCCCUGAUUUUACGAAAUAUUUUGAGGAGUUGUCAGGUCCUGCCUGUCGGAAAAGAGUUACUGGCUUGUCUUACAGCUUUCAAAGAAUUAGCUUCUUGUGGUGAAGGUCGAAUUGCAUUUGUAGCUACUAAUUUGGAAAUCCACUCUCAUGCUUACGAGCUUGAGCCUCUUAAAGGUGAAAGGAAUGUAAAUUAUAGUGUCUCUAGUGUAGCUGAAUGGAGAAAAUGCCCCCCUUUACUUAGCUGUUGGAUGAAGUUGUUGAGAUCUAUUGACGAGACAAAGGAGGGUUUGUCAACUUAUGCAAUUGAGGCUGUCUAUGCAUUAUGUGUUGGGUCCAUACUGUUUUGCAUAAACGAAGACAGUUUGGAUUCUGACAGAGUUGUCGCGUUGAAGUACCUCUUUGGUAUCUCUGAUGAUAUGACAAGAUCAGUUGGCUUUCCUGAGGAAAAUAUAAAUUACAUACUAGAAUUUAGUGCCCUGUUAAGUUCCAAAGCUGCUAUGGAUGACUGUUUGGUUUCCGAGUCUGUUAAGUCAUUGUCGUUAGUAUUGGAAAGACCUGCUGGUUCCUUGAAGUUUGAGGAUGCUGUUUUACCUCAAUAUGAAGCUCUAGUUUUUAAUACACAUCAGUUGCUUGAAAACAGCGUUGAAAAGAUUGAUGAUCAUCUUUAUAUUGGAGGACUUGGGGACAAAUUUCUUUGGGAAUGUCCAGAAAUAUUACCAGAUAGAUUAACGCAGACAAAUCUGGCUGCCAAGAGGAAGCUUCCAUCAAUGGAUGGUUCAGUCACUAGGCGAGCUAGAGGAGAAAGUUUUCAGGGUGAUAUCUCUUCUCAUAAUGCUUUUUCACGGGGUGCAGCACAGUCUACUGUUUCCUCUGGUCCUACACGGAGGGAUGCCUUCCGACAGCGCAAGCCAAAUACUAGCAGACCACCGUCUAUGCAUGUGGAUGAUUAUGUUGCAAGAGAGAGAAAUGUUGAAGGGGUUACUAAUGUAAUAUCUGUUCCUCGGGCAGGAUCUACUGGUGGGAGACCUCCAUCCAUUCAUGUAGAUGAAUUUAUGGCAAGACAGAGGGAACGGCAGAACCCUUCAGCAACAGUCGUGGGAGAGGCUGUGGGACACCUAAAAAAUGCUUCUCCUGUGAAACCUGCAGAUGCGGAGAAGUCAAACAAAUCUAAGCAAUUGAAAACAGAUCUUGAUGAUGAUCUUCAAGGAAUUGAUAUAGUGUUUGAUGGAGAGGAGUCUGACCCUGAUGACAAGUUGCUAUUCCCUCAUCUGGAUGAUAACUUACAGCAGCCUGCCCCAGUUAUUGUUGAGCAAAGUUCUCCUCACUCAAUUGUUGAAGAGACAGAAAGUGAUGUUGUUGAUAGUAGUCAAUUUUCACAAAUGGGUACUCCAUUACGAUCUAACAUCGAUGAAAAUGCCCAAAGUGAAUUUUCUUCAAAGAUGUCUGGUUCACGGCCUGAUGUGUCAUUAACUCGGGAAUCAAGUGUUUCUUCGGACAGGAAGUAUGUUGAGCAGGUUGAUGACUUGAAAAAUGUUCAAGUUAAGCCCUCUGGUAGAUAUGAUUCUGCAGCAUCAAAUACUUCAUUUCCUAUGUCCCUUUACAAUAACCCAUCCACGGCUAUGCAAUUCCCAGCUGAUUCACGGAUGGUUUCCCAAAAUUACUUGUUAAAGAACAGUCCUCAACAUGGUGGUAUUGUUACUGGUUCUCAAGGACUCUAUGACCAAAGAUUUUUGCCCAACCAACCUCCUUUACCACCCAUGCCACCACCACCAACCAUCUCACCUAUAAUGUCUCACGCAUUAGAUUCAGUUCCUAGUCAGUCAUCUUCAUUUGUCAAUUCUCAAGCAGGCACACAGCGUCCAGUGGCAUUCCAAGUUCAAUCGGACUAUCCAUCUCCUUUCAUCAAUGUUUCAACAGCAGCAGCAUUAGCAUCUUCUGUUCCCAUGCCAGAUUCAAAAUACUCCAGGUCAUCUGUGUCCUCCCCUGGUGGACCUAAUAGAGUUGCUCCUCCCCUUCCUCCGACACCACCUCCUUUUGCAUCUAGUCAGUAUAAUUUACCAUCUGUUAAAACUUCUACCUCCCAACCUUCUAUAUAUAAUCAGACAAGUAUGGGGACCACCGAACUUUCCCAGGCCUCCAUUGCAUCCUCAGGAGCAAGAUUGUCAUCAUACCCAACACCCCCCAUGGGGUUUAGCAGGCCAGCUUCCAUGCCAUUGACUAUGUUUGGAAACACGCCAAAUCAGCAACAGGCUGACAAUCAGCCAAGCAUCUUACAAAAUGUCUCUCUUCCUCCAGCUUCCUUUCAGUCAAUGCAUUCAGUUACUCAGUUGCAGCCCUUGCAGCCACCCCAGCUUACACGUCCUCCACAACCACCUCAGCUCCUUAGGCCGCCUGUUCAAGGUUUACAGCAGUUGGAGCAAGGGCUGGCAGUGCAAAGCAAUGUUCAAGUGCAUCAAUUACAGAUGCUGCAACAGUCUCAGAUUCCUUCGAUGCAGACAUAUUACCAAGCCCAGCAGCAACAGUUUUCACAUGAGCAGCUGCAGCCACAAGUCGAGUAUACUCAACAGCCAGGGGAUGGUCAAUCACAGCAGCAACCAGAUGCAGGAAUGUCAUUACAUGAGUAUUUUAAGUCUCCAGAGGCAAUUCAGUCUUUAUUGAGAGAUCGGGACAAACUUUGCCAACUUUUGGAGCAACAUCCAAAAUUAAUGCAGAUGCUUCAGGAAAGAUUGGGCCAACUGUAG